GUUCACUGGAUCCCCGCCCACCGCAGCAUCGAGGACUACAUCGAGCGCGACCUCAGCCCAGCACAUUACCUGGGCAACAUGUGGGCCGACUGGUUUGCCAGGCGCGGUGCAGAUUCGCACGCGCCGCCCAAGGUCUAUGAGGAGAUCUACAAGGCGGAGAUCGUCUUUGCCAAGAAGGUUGCCUCGUACAUCGGCUGGGCCAUGCAGCGCGCACUGAAGGUGGGCAAGUGGGAGCCUGAUGUGUCGGACGCACCGUCGCGUCUCAAGGAGUUCAAGCAGCCGCCUGUGCAGGUCACGACCUACGUUGUGGCCAAGCUGCGAGAUGGCUCUUUUGUCUGCAGGCGCUGCGCGCGACGUUCCAGUUCGGUGUCAAGGGAGGCGUGGAACUUCUACCUUCGUGCUCCGUGCUUGGCCAACAGGGUGGACGAGCUGCGCGCGGAGGCCAUGAUCCAGUUCUGUGGCGCCACCGGGGUCCAGAUCUCUGCCGCAAGUGCUUUUGCCAUGGGCGCUCUUGAUCGUGCUGAGUGUGAGGCAACUGGCGAUGGCUGGGAGUCCACGCCUGGCCUUGAUCGCGCUGCCGAGCCGCUGGUCUCAGAAUGGCACUCCGCCGACAUGCACGUCUGCAAUGGGCAUCGGCUCCGUCGCGCGGGGCCCACCGUCUUCUGCGAGGUGUGCGUGGCAUGGUCGGGCGGAGGCGUGUCCAAGCAGCUGAUGGCCAGCUGCGGAGGCGCGCCCACUGGAGAGGCGAAGGGGAAGACCUACCUCUCCAACAUCAAGAGGGCGUUGAACUCACGUUGCGUGCGCCAGUCGCUGACGCACUCGAAGCAGCGGCUGCUGGACUGCCUGCAGGUCUUGCGGGGCAUGUACCCCGCGCUGAUCCAGGGUGUGGUUCAGGCCGUGAAGCUCGGGCGGCGGCUG
This is a messenger RNA of Prorocentrum cordatum, 918 nucleotides long. NCBI's taxonomy places the organism in Eukaryota, Dinophyceae, Prorocentrales, Prorocentraceae. The record is from the annotation of a GenBank genome assembly.